Epinephelus lanceolatus (giant grouper) is the source of this 5561-nucleotide messenger RNA. It is a transcript of the gene lrrc17, whose product is annotated as leucine rich repeat containing 17. Gene Ontology annotation, molecular function: protein binding. The record is from RefSeq and is a predicted model, not a curated record. Gene Ontology annotation, cellular component: plasma membrane. Lineage: Eukaryota; Metazoa; Chordata; Actinopteri; Perciformes; Serranidae.
GGGUGAAAAGCAAAGGACUGAGAAAAAAGGAGAGAGAGGCAGCUUGUAUGAGGCAGUAGUCAAUCACUCAGCACAGCCCGCCAGAGAGAGAGAGAGAGAGAGAGAGAGAGAGAGAGAGAGAGAGAGAGAGAGCAAGAGAUUGGAGAAGCAGCCAGUCGCUCGUCCCUCACUCCAGGCUCUAAGUUUAUAGGCAGCCAGGCAGAUUUUCUUGGCUUCGACACAGCGCUCAUGACAGGAUUAGGAGCCGGGGACGCGGGACCAACCGGAGAUCUGCAGGUCCUAGUGGACAAGCCUGGGCCAGAUUCUCUCCCUGCACAGCUGUGACCGGCCUCCCGUGUCCCGUCACACCAAUCAUCCGACAACAGUCUUCCAAGGUUGACCUGAUUACAGAGAGGCCUCCCUUCCUCUCCUCUCCUCUCCUCUCCUCUCCUCUCCUCUCCCAUCAUGCGUCUCCUCACCACCCUCCUCCUCUUACUGCUCCUCCGGUCAGCUGAGCCCCGGAGAGGCCCUCGGUCGGGGGCUUUGGAGAGGGGCGCUGGGGGCCGUGUACGGGGCAGAGGCAGGGCCGGAGUGAUGAGACGUCAAACUCAAGAGUGUAAGGAAUACAUGGAGGCAGGAGAGAAGUACCUGGACUGCCAGGACAGGCAGCUGACCACCGUGAUGCAGGACUGGCCCAAAGAUAUUCACCACCUGCUGCUGGCAAGAAAUAAGAUCCAGGUUCUGAGGGACAACAUGUUCUCCCAGUUCACCCAGCUAAAGAGCCUGGACCUCCAGCAGAACGACAUCUCCAUGGUGGAGGAUGGAGCAUUCAGCGGCCUCUCCCAGCUCACCACCCUGCUCCUCCAGCACAACAGAUUGAAAACAGCCACCGAGGAGGUCCUGCUCCCUAUGCCCCGCCUCACCUACCUCCGUCUCUAUGACAACCCCUGGAGCUGCCACUGCCAAUUGGACAGCCUGAUCAGGACCCUGCAGGUGCCUAGCAACCGCAACCUGGGCAACUACGGCAAGUGCGCGGAGCCCCAGUCGCUGAGGGGCCAGAAGCUAAGGAAGCUGAAUGUGGACUUGUUGUGUGCGGGUGACAACCAGGUGGACAGGAGGCCGGGGGGGGACCGAGGUGGGGGGCCACCUCCACCCAUCAAGAAGCCAGAGGCCACGUCCAUGUGCCACACCUACAUGUUCCCAAAACCUCUGCUGGACUGCAGCAGUAAAGAUUUGAAUAACAUCCCGUCAGACCUGCCGUCUGACAUAGUCAAGAUGGAUCUGUCCAGUAACACCAUCAAACAUCUCAGGCCCAAACAGUUCCUGCUGUCCAAAGACCUCAAGCUGCUCAACCUUAGUGGCAACAACCUGCAACAUAUAGAUACAGCUGCAUUCGCAGGCCUGCUGUACCUCCGUGAGCUCGACCUGUCCAACAACAGUCUCCACUACUUCCAGUAUGGUGUACUAGAGGACCUCUACUUCCUACGGAAGCUCUCGCUGGAGAACAACCCCUGGAUCUGCGACUACAACAUUCACUACCUGAUCUAUUGGCUCAAGCACCACCCCGGCGUCUACUACACUGGCCUGAUCUGCUCCGAGCCACAGGAGUUCAUGGGCUGGCGCGUUGAGGAUUACGUCAAGACCUACAACGGGGAAUGUCCCAAGGAUAAACAAACUGGAGGAAUGGAUACGGGACAGGGAGGACAAGGGGGGACAGAAAAUGAGGCACAAGAGGUGAUGGGGGAGACGGUUGUUGGGCAGGGUGGGCGUCUACCGCAGCACCUGAAAGAGAAAAAGAAGCCCAACAAGUUUGAGAUCAUCAGGCUGAGUUAGAAAGGUGGUGGAUCGGUGGACAGGUGUGGUUUAGUGUGGAGGUCAAAGGAGUGUUGGAUUAAAAUGGAGGUCUGUGGACAGGCUGAAGAAUGGAUUCAUAACAGUAGACUCAGUGAUCUGAUGUUUAAAUAAAAGCUGAUGUGUAAAAGUACAAUUUGGGGAAAAAAGAUCCAUUGCCCUUUUAGUGAUCAAACAAAAAGCUAAUUUUAGGACAUUAACAUUUUCUUAAUGUUAUAUUGCUAAGUUUACCUUUAAACUAAAGUUUAGGAUUUGCCAUGUGAGCUUUUGUUUUAUCUUUUCUACAGAGCAUUCCCAGUCCAGUCCGUAUCAGAUCUAAUAACCCCAACAACAAAAAACGUCUCUUUGAAUUUGCCACACAAUGAACUGCAGGUGCUCUCUUAUUUCCUUUACAGUCAUUUUGAUUGAGUUCAGGAUAUACUUUUUUUUCCUUUCAAAAAAGUAGUUUGUGGUCUUUUUUGUAUGAGUUAAUGUAUGACAUUGUCUAUCUGUUUUCUGGAAAUAAAAUUGGGUUUAUUUUUUCUGAGAAUUCGUUUGGACAGACAUGACGGGGAGCAAAAAAUGUAGGUCGACAUACUGAAUCAAAUAUGACAGGAAGCAGAUGUGCUGGAUCAUACAGUAAUGUUUUGAUGAGGUCAUGUAAGUUUCCAGAUACACUGGGGAUCAACCAAGUGCAUCAUGACCUGGGCUGGGUAUCUUUUAAAAAAAUUACGAUACCAGGACCCUUAAAAUGAUCCUGAUACCAAUAGAGUACUUCAUUUGAUACCUAUUAUAUGAAUGGUUGUUUAGCCAUAAUUUCAAACAUUUAAUGGCACCUCAGCACACUGAACCCCAGCUCCGUCAAAUACACUGUGCUUAACUUCACCACACUACAGACUUGCUGCUGCAGGAGUGUGAGCUCUGCACUGGGGACAGUUGUUUAGAGUCCCACCAGCCACAAAGACACAGUGACAGGACUAACUUUUUGCAGUGAAUGGCUAAGGAGCCCCACACAUGCUGCAUUUUCUGCGCCCUCAAAUUCAUUGUUUUUAAUGCAGACGCACGGCAGGCACGCUCAAAUGCCAGGGCACACAUGCGUUCCCAAGUGAACAUUUUUCAGGCCGCGACCGCUGCGCUCUGAGAUAAACCGAGUUCACCUUUUGGAACACAGCAAUGUACACUGCAUGUGAUGAGGAACAGCCAAUCGCAACUGACAGAUAUCUUUCCGUUCUUCUGUAAAUAUCAGUCUGUGGUAAAUAUGGAAAAGUUUAUCAUUUUAGUGCAGGGCUGCCAAAGCUUUUCAUCUGUCCCACGGUCGAUAGGCCCAUACACUUAUAAACAGCACCUGGAAGAAGAUCGACUCAGCACUAAGGAUUUCAGGUAAAUAGGCUUUGAUACAGCACUUGUUAAAGUUGCUUAGCAACCUCAGCACCCUGGCGCUGCACUCUUGAAUGCAAAAAAGGCACAAAAGUUACACCCAGUGCCCGACCUCGCGUUUUCCAGGUGGUUAAAGACGCGGCAUGUGUACAGCCCCUAAUGCUACCUAACGGUUAUUAAUGGUUUAACAAUUGAGUCAAACUGUUUUGGUGUUGGUGUGACUUUGUUGGGACCGUUAAAUAGGUCAGUGUCAUAGUUAGCUGCUGCUGUACUGUUAGCUAAUGCUAACAGGGCUGACGCUGAACUGACCUGGCUGGGAGAGGAUCAGAUCCCGGUGCAAAAAGUAUCAAAUGCAGAAAUUGUUUGAUUCAAGACAUUUUGAUACUGCUUGGUACUGGGUUAUUUCAGAGGAAGGCCUACCAAUGCCUAGCCCUAAGCAUGACUAAUAAUUAUCGCUAAACGUGCUAAAUUCUAAAAAUGGCCUGAUAACAGAGCUUAAAUGUGACAAUGAUGCAUUUUGACACCAAAUCAAGUAACUUAGCCUUCUCCAGAAAAUGCCCACAUGUUACUUUUCAGCAAACACAAGGUAAUACACACACCCACAAAACUGAUGUCUAUUAAUGUGGUUUAAUUUUUUUGGAAGCCCAUGGCAGGAAGCAGUCUUCACUGAUUGUCAGCUAAUGCCACCAAGUGUGCUGAACACACAACAGCCAACCUCCUUCUUUUUGAAACUUGAAAUCUUAUCAUGCAGAUUCUCAUUCCAUGCUAUGGUCAUAUUUUGGGCCUUAAUGUCAGUUAAAAACAGGAUAAUUAAUCAGUGUCAGUGAAGGUAUAAAACACAGACCAGAUUACAUUUUAGCAGAACUUUUUGUCACUAAAAUAAGUAGGUCACUGAGGAUGAUUAAGAUGAUUUUAUAGUGAUAGAUUGAUCAUGUAUUGCUUGUCAUAUGGAGCAGAUUUUUUUUUAUUUUGGAUUACAGGACAAGUCCACACCUGGAUUGUUUCCACAGCUGUUCCACUUGUAACUUAAUCAGUGAACAUUAAGGCAGAUUAACUGCAUCAGUGUAAGAAACUAACAAUCAGUGCAAGUCCUGCUACAUGACUUCCAGAUUGGUGUUUGAAUAAGGUCUGCCAACUUGGCAUUAGACAGCUUAUACCCUGGAUGUGAGCCUCGUCAGUUCAUUCACUUCAGCUUGACUGUUGCGUUGGCAGGAAGUGAUUUUGGCAAAAGUCGUCCUUAAAGGUGAUUUUUCCUGUUUACUGGGUUGCAUGUAAACGUAGUUAAUUGUUUCUUAGCGCAGUCACAUAUGUUUUAAAUCACCUUGGUAUUUAUUGUCUGAGGCAAAGAGUAGCCAACCUGCAGCUUUAGGCGAUGUGUAACAGCACAGUGCCCUCUAGUGUUCACAUUGAAGUAGUCCACAGGAUGACAUAACACACUCACAUGGACAACUUUGAUAGUGUAGUCCUGCAAGUAUUUAUUUAUAAUUCACAGUCUUUUGGCUUGCAGCAGGUUCUCCAGGAUGAUUUCAUCCAGAGUGCAGCAGCAGAGGAUCACAGCUCGUCAUAGUGGCACCACAAUAUGGAGGUCACUGGGUGAAAUACUCAGAGUCUGAUGUACUACAAUAACAUCUAAUGUCAUUCGCAGAAUUUCAGAAGUUUAACCAGCAGGGGGAAGCAUGAAGACAAAAUACAACACAAAGAAUGUUGUUGUGUUCAGGAUAAUGGGCUGAACCCAUACUUGCCAACCCUCCUGAUUUAACCGGGAGACUCACGUUUUUCCUUGCCCUCUCCCCUUUACCUCCAAGGGUCAAGAUUUUCCCAUAUUUCUCCCGAUUUAUGAGACAUUUUCACACUUUUUUGUCCUUUUUCAUGUUUCUGCCACUGUACAGUGUGUAUAAGCUUGAGGACCAGUGGUGUAGUGGAGGGUAUACGCAGGUUUCUUGCCAUUAACAGUACACCUUUCUAUCAGCCAAAAAGCCAUUGAAAUAUAGAGGAGAGUAUACCCAUUUCCUCCUUGGUAACCGACCCAUCUACCAACAGGUACACCCACCUCAUCAACUACCACUACACCACUGCCUAGGACUCUAAAAGUCUACUCUGUCCACUCAGACAACAAUACACCUACACCAAAUGUUGUUUCCUGGCAUACGCAUGAGAGAUGGAGAGAGAAAUGGAGAGUGUUAAUACUCAAGGAAUUUCAGACAUCCAGGACAGAAGAAUUCCCAUUUACUGCAAUGCUUUUUCUAUCAAGCACAUGAUCAUACAGUUCAACAGUUGUGUUGCCGCGUUUGUGCCAGAGACUCACAGCAGAGGGGCAAUUAUUCUGUAUCUUUCCUGAGAAUUGAAAGUACAAUUAAAAGUAUUUAACAUAAAAA